CUGUCCCGGCUGAGCCAGUCGAGUCCGACUCCUGCCUGGGCGGCUGCAGCCUCUGAAACCCAGGCCCUCGCGGCGCACGCCGGCAGGAUGUCUCAGUGGUACGAGCUCCAGCAGCUGGACUCCAAAUUCCUGGAGCAGGUCCACCAGCUUUACGAUGACAGUUUCCCCAUGGAAAUCCGACAGUACCUGGCCCAGUGGCUAGAAAAGCAGGACUGGGAGCAUGCGGCCACAGACGUGUCCUUCGCCACCAUCCGCUUCCACGACCUCCUGUCACAGCUGGACGAUCAGUACAGUCGCUUUUCUUUGGAGAAUAACUUUCUGUUGCAGCACAACAUAAGGAAAAGCAAGCGCAACCUUCAGGAUAGUUUCCAAGAAGACCCAGUACAGAUGUCUAUGAUCAUCUUUAACUGCCUGAAGGAGGAACGGAAGAUUUUAGAAAACGCCAAGAGAUUCAAUCAGGCCCAGUCGGGGAGUAUUCAGAACACUGUGAUGUUAGACAAACAGAAAGAGCUUGACUGCAAAGUCAGAAACGUGAAGGACCAAGUCAUGAGCAUAGAGCAAGAGAUCAAAACCCUAGAAGAUUUACAAGAUGAAUAUGACUUUAAAUGCAAAACCUCACAGAACAGAGAACAUGAAGCCAAUGGUGUGGCAAAGAGUGACCAGAAACAAGAGCAGCUGUUGCUCCAUCAGAUGUAUUUGAUGCUCGACAGUAAGAGAAAGGAAAUAAUUCACAAAAUCAGAGAGCUGUUGAAUGCCACAGAGCUGACCCAGAACACCUUGAUCAACGACGAGCUGGUGGAGUGGAAGCGACGGCAGCAGAGCGCCUGCAUCGGGGGGCCGCCCAAUGCCUGCCUGGACCAGCUGCAGGGCUGGUUCACUGUCAUCGCGGAGAGUCUGCAGCAGGUGCGGCAGCAGCUCAAGAAGCUGGAGGAGCUGGAGCAGAAGUUCACCUACGAGCAGGACCCCAUCACCAAGAGCAAGCAGGGGCUGUGGGACCGCACCGUGGCCCUGUUCCAGCAGCUCAUCCAGAGCUCCUUUGUGGUGGAAAGACAGCCGUGCAUGCCCACGCAUCCACAGAGGCCUCUGGUCCUGAAGACCGGGGUACAGUUCACCGUAAAGCUGAGACUGUUGGUGAAGUUGCAAGAGCUGAAUUACAAUUUGAAAGUAAAAGUCUUGUUUGACAAGGACGUGAAUGAGAGAAAUACAGUAAAAGGGUUCCGGAAGUUCAACAUCCUGGGCACACACACCAAAGUCAUGAACAUGGAGGAGUCCACCAACGGCAGCCUGGCGGCCGAGUUCCGACACUUGCAACUGAAAGAACAGAAGAACGCUGGCAACAGAACCAACGAGGGUCCUCUCGUUGUUACUGAAGAGCUUCACUCUCUGAGCUUUGAAACCCAGCUGUGCCAGCCUGGCUUGGUCAUUGACCUCGAGACGACCUCGCUGCCUGUCGUGGUGAUCUCCAAUGUCAGCCAGCUCCCCAGCGGCUGGGCCUCCAUCCUGUGGUACAACAUGCUGGUGACGGAACCCAGGAACCUGUCCUUCUUCCUGAACCCGCCGUGCGCACGAUGGGCUCAGCUUUCGGAGGUGCUGAGUUGGCAGUUUUCAUCCGUCACCAAGAGGGGCCUCAACGGAGACCAGCUGACCAUGCUGGGAGAGAAACUCCUGGGUCCAAAUGCUGCCCAAGAUGGUCUCAUCCCCUGGACUAGAUUUUGUAAGGAAAAUAUUAAUGAUAAAAAUUUUUCCUUCUGGCUUUGGAUCGAAAGCAUCUUAGAACUCAUUAAGAAACACCUGCUGUCUCUCUGGAAUGAUGGGUGCAUCAUGGGCUUCAUCAGCAAGGAGCGGGAGCGGGCCCUGCUCAAGGACCAGCAGCCGGGCACCUUCCUGCUGCGCUUCAGCGAGAGCUCCCGCGAAGGCGCCAUCACCUUCACCUGGAUGGAGCGGUCCCAGAACGGGGGCGAACCUGAGUUCCACGCCGUUGAACCCUACACCAAGAAAGAGCUUUCUGCCGUUACUUUCCCCGACAUCAUCCGCAAUUACAAAGUCAUGGCUGCGGAGAACAUUCCAGAGAACCCCCUCAAGUAUCUCUACCCAAACGUUGACAAAGACCACGCGUUUGGAAAGUACUACUCCAGGCCGAAGGAGGCACCGGAGCCGAUGGAGCUUGACGGCCCCAAGGGAACUGGAUACAUCAAGACUGAGUUGAUUUCUGUGUCUGAAGUCCACCCUUCUAGACUUCAGACCACAGACCAACUGCUCCCCAUGUCUCCUGAGGAGUUUGACGAAGUGUCUAUGAUACUCCCUGUGGAAUUUGACAGCGUGAUGCAUGCGGUCUAGAGCAUGAAUUUUUCUCAUCUCCUCUGGCGACAUUUUUCCUUCCAAUGUGCGAUCUCCUCACGCUCCUCUGUCCCUUCACGUCCUGUAUUUCUAGGGAAAUGAAAGAAAAGACAAGAAAUCGCAACCUGUGGUUGCAAGUGAAUAUGACUCUAACCCAAAAGCAUGCUCUUCCUGAGACCGUCAUGUCGUCUGAUUGACGGUGACACCAAAAGACUCUCCACAGAGUGGAUUUGCAAAAACAUCCAGGGACCCCGAAACCUCACACCUUGAAUGAGAGUCCUUGGGGAAAGGUGAGAAGUUCAGCAGCAUCUGCAGAUGCUGUGCAGUCCGUGCCUGAGCGUUCCACUCGCCGGACAGAUACACGGUGAGGUAGGGAGCUUGAUGUAGGAAUGGCGCUUUCUUCUCUGGACGAUUGUAUGCGUUCUUUCUGCUUUAAGUAUGGGUAGAAGUUCUGCACUGUUUUAUCUGUGGAAUAGUUCCAAGCCAGUUACAUGGUAUAUUAACACCUUAUCAGAGGUACCAGUCUCCCAUCUGGGUAGGAGACAGUGAAAACUAAAGACACAUUCUGUCUUAAAGAAAAUUACCUUGUGUUAGUUCCGGCUCAUAUUCCUGGCUAACAGCAGUAGAAGGGAGUUCGUGCAUUUUCCACAUUCAUGAAUAGUGUGUUCUGCUUUACUGUGCCUAAUUAGCAACAUCUCCCUUGAGGAAGAUCUCCUUUCUGAACAACUGAAAUUAUUUACAGGUGUAGAUAAACCCAGACAUUUAAGUCAUGUUUCUUAAGUGGAUUAAUGUGUCUUUAUUGUUAUUAGCCGGUAAUCUCUUAGCCUCACAGUUUCGAAUGGAGUAGGGAAAGUAGUAACUGACGACUUGAAUCGCUAACCAGUGAUAAUGUAAGAAUCCAAGUAACCAAAACUCGUGUCCUAUGUACCUGCACUGAGAACUGCGUGUUCUUCCCUGAUGAGUGUGUUUUUCUGACAUUCUCACUUGCGGAUGGCUCCAUGAUCUGUCCUGCGCUGUUUCCACCCCUUGCUGACUGGGUAGUGGUUUGUGGAUUCUCCGUGUGCAGUUUUCCUUCCUUUCUUCCUCACCUCUGACACCCAGUGGUUCCAGGUUUUAUUGAGAGGGAUGUGCUGACAACUAAAAGCACACCUCAUGUCUCCAUCGUCACCCCCAUACCUGCAGUGUUGUACACGUGCUUCAUUUUUCUUGGAUGGAGAUAAAGUUUUCUUGAAAUUCGUUUUACAAGUGGAGCUCACGUAUACAUACUGCAUUAAACAUAAUCUGAGCACGGUCUGGUGCUGCACACACACCGACGCUGCCUCUGUUUUUACCUAAGGUAGCAUGAACCUGGCUGGGUUUCGGUUCACUUCGUAAAUGGAAAUAAGAAAUAAGAUGUCAUUUUAAGAAAUACUUUUUUAAUUGCUGGGAUUUAACCAUUUGCCAUAUUUUUGUUCUGUGAGUAUGUUAUUGGCAUGCUUUUAUUGCCAGAGACUUGGUUUACUUUUAAGAAGUAUUAAAAUUCUAAUGUUAGUCUCUCGUGA
This is a messenger RNA of Chinchilla lanigera (long-tailed chinchilla), 3878 nucleotides long. RefSeq names its product signal transducer and activator of transcription 1, 91kDa (gene Stat1). Gene Ontology annotation, molecular function: RNA polymerase II cis-regulatory region sequence-specific DNA binding; DNA-binding transcription factor activity, RNA polymerase II-specific. The transcript has 24 exons. The record is from RefSeq and is a predicted model, not a curated record. NCBI's taxonomy places the organism in Eukaryota, Metazoa, Chordata, Mammalia, Rodentia, Chinchillidae. Gene Ontology annotation, biological process: regulation of transcription by RNA polymerase II; cell surface receptor signaling pathway via JAK-STAT; type I interferon-mediated signaling pathway. Bases 88 to 2337 code for a protein of 749 amino acids.